Molecule: messenger RNA, 336 nt
Organism: Alternaria novae-zelandiae
Lineage: Eukaryota; Fungi; Ascomycota; Dothideomycetes; Pleosporales; Pleosporaceae
Exons: 1
Source: RefSeq, a predicted model, not a curated record
AUGCCGCUAGGACUCAAGGCCACAAUCACUUAUGCGGUAGUUGAUCGCGAUCGACUUGCCAAACAGCAGAUCGCGCGUAGCGAAGAAAGCGAAGCAGGCUCGACUUCGAGCUUCGUUAAUACGUCCAACUCGUCCACCACACCGUUGGAUCACCAACACUACCUGCUCGAGGAGAUAGCAGCAACUGCUUUCAAACCACUCGCUUCUUUCAUCAGAAUAGGGCAAAACAAGCUCAUUCCCAAAACAGAGAAUCUAGUGAAGGUGUUGGAGCAUCUGGGUGGGCCGCAGAAGGAUCUCAUUGCUGCGUUGUCGGAGUUGAAUGGCAUCAGAACACAU